CUUUCUGCGAGUUUGGUUCGGUCGUGGAUGCCGACUGUGGUGGAAUUCCUCGACCGCGUCUUCGUCGUCGUGGUGUUGGUGUUGGUGGGUGAGAUGGUGGUUUCGAAAUCAUGGCCAGAUGCUCGUACGCCUUCGUCGCUGAUCGGCCAAGUUCGGAGGAAGUUGCCGCUGGGGACGAUCUUCCUUGUGACCCACCUGCUGCCCUCCCACCUCUCCGCGCAUGGGGCUCCAUCUUCCCUGCCCUCCGUGACCUCGACAUUGGCUCGCCUACACCUGCGGCGGCCUCGGCUGCCACCCCUACUACACCUGGCCGGACCUCCGAGAUACGCACGGGUAAACAAGAUGGCUGGCAGACUGGCAGGACGCAGUCACGGAGCUCUAGGUGUUGGAGGGCCUGUGCGGGUAGGAUACUACGAAAUGGAGUGCACAAUCGGCAAAGGAAAUUUUGCUGUUGUCAAGCUGGCUACCCAUAUCGUCACUAAAACAAAGGUGGCAAUAAAAAUUAUUGACAAGACCCAACUGACUGAAGAUAACCUGACGAAGAUAUUCCGUGAGAUACAGAUCAUGAAGCUUUUGAGGCAUCCACACAUCAUCCGUUUAUAUCAAGUCAUGGAGACAGAAAGGAUGCUUUACCUUGUUACAGAGUAUGCUAGUGGUGGAGAGAUAUUUGAUCACCUUGUGGCGCAUGGGCGCAUGAAUGAACGGGAGGCACGGCGUAAGUUCCGUCAGAUUGUGUCUGCCGUGAGCUACUGCCACAGCCAUCAUGUUGUGCACCGUGACCUCAAGGCUGAGAACCUGCUGCUGGAUGCCAAUCUCAACAUCAAAAUUGCAGAUUUUGGCUUCAGCAACUUCUUCACGCCAAACUCUCCUCUGAAGACAUGGUGUGGCAGUCCGCCAUAUGCAGCCCCGGAGUUAUUUGAAGGUCGGGAGUAUGAUGCGCCCAAAGUUGAUAUAUGGAGCCUCGGUGUCGUGCUGUACGUGUUGGUGUGUGGUGCUCUUCCAUUUGAUGGCACCACGCUACAGUCUUUACGAAGCCGCGUUCUUAGUGGGAAAUUUAGAAUCCCAUUCUUCAUGUCCACAGAGUGUGAGGACCUAAUACGUAGCAUGUUGGUCGUGGAUGGAAAACACCGCAUCACCAUGGAGCAGAUCAUCAACCACAAGUGGAUGCACCCAGUUGGAGAGGAGGAGGAAGACCGGCAGUUUCAGGCCCUACUCCGGCAAUACUGCGCUGACCCCUCCCAGUCACCGGGCGUGGGCAAUGCAGAGGAGGAGGUGGAGGAGGCACUGCAAGAGCAGGUGCUGGGCUUCAUGACCAACCUCGGGCUAGACAGAAAACACACCCUGGAGUCUGUCCAGGCAGACAAGUAUGAUCACCACAGCGCCACCUAUCACCUUUUGUUGGACAAAUGCCGGAAGCAUCCACGUGCUCUCACACACAAACUGGCUACAGCUAGUAUCCACCCCUUACCAGAGCUACCCCUGGUCAUGCGAACAGAGAGGAGGUCUAGCAUUACAACUGGUGUUGUGGAGCGUGUCGAGGUGCCAGUGGAGAUACAUAAUCCUUCGGCAGCCAUGAUGGCUGGUCACUUACCUGUCAGAAGCCAAGUCCAGUAUGGAGAUGCACAUGCCUUGAUUGAAGACAGCAAUCAGUCAGACUCUGAUGAAGAGCCAUCACCUGAAGCUCUAGCACGGUACCUGGCAAUGCGGCGACAUACUGUUGGAGUGGGUGACCCACGGCACGAGUCACCGGAAGAUGCUCGUGUAAAACUUGCACAUCAUCAGCCCCUAAUUGCCAACCCUCACCUACCCGUCCUUGGAUUGCCUCCCUUCGGUCAGCUGCCUGAAACCAACCUGCCCCAGCACAUUCCAGUUGCCGCAGCAGCCAUACCACAAUAUAUGAUGGCCAUGUAUGACCAGAACCUGCUGCAUCCACCAACAGCACUUGCACAUUAUUCCUAUCUCGGCCGACGAGCGUCAGAUGGUGGCGCUAACAUCCAGCUAUUUUCCCAGCACUUCCAGCGCCUCACGUAUGACAGCCAACAUGGUAGCUGUGAAGGAUUGCACCUUAACCAGUCCAACCUGUCCCCUACAGGCAUUCCACUGCCAACGCCUUCCCUCCACACUUCCAUCACCGUUGAAGAGGCAGAAGAUGGAAGUUCUGACCAGGAGCCUGACCCGGAUGCUGUUCAAAGAUAUCUUACAAUGCGUGGCUAUGGUAAGCGGCACACCUUAGCAGUUGCUAAUCCCAUCUGUGAAAUACCAGAAGAAUUACAGCAAAAACUUUCUCUGCAUCCUAUCCGCAAUCGCCGUGGAGGUUUGUUAUCACCAGCAGAGCGUACGCCAGCACGCGACUCUUUCAAGGACCUUCACUCUUUGCACCUCCCAUCGGAGCGAUUUUCUCCUGUCCGACGAGCCAGCGAUGGGGUGGCAGGACUACAGAAACACCAGGCACAUCUGGAGAAGAUUUACAACCAAACCAUUUCAAGUACUGCACCUAGUCCUGCAGGUGGCGGAGGAGGAGGAGGGCCUUCGUCACGCCACAGCAGCCACAGCAGCUUAAAACAGCUGCAGCUGGAGCACCAGGAGCUGCAGAUGCAGGUGUCAAACAUGGCAGCUGAGAGGCAGGCUGAACUUCAACAACAGCACACAUUGCACCGCCUACAGACAUCUUUACAGGGUGGAAGCAUACCUGUUUCUCCUGUUCCAUCCCCACCGCAGCCAUCCUCACCCAGCUAUGGGAGGGGAGGUGUGUUGUCAGGUACCAACAGUAGCCCCAUGACACCUCUCGACCUUGCCACACAGUCAGCAAUUCUGCAACAGCAGCUGCAGCGACUACAGCUUCAGCACCAGCACCACCAUCACCACCACCAUCACCACCACAAUAUACACACCAUGCACCAUCAAGGAGGGCACACAUCUGGAGUGGUCUCUGGUUCCCCCUCACCCUCACCACCCCACCUUGCCAUGUCCCUUCAUUCUUCUGGCUCACAAAGGGCUGAGUCACCACCAGGAGGUUUUUCUCACUUGCUGCAUUCCAGGCCAGCCAGUCUGCAACGAUCUUCUCCACCGCCAGCAUUCCAGAACCUCACCUCCAUCAGAGAGGAUGCUGGGGAUAUGGCUGACCAUGCUGACGUUGGUGGAGAAGACACAGAGAUGGAGGAUGAACAACAGGUGUCCGCCGACUGCAACUCUAGCAAAAGAGAGGCUGAAAAGCAGGGCAGCAGGGGUCAUGAGUUGUCUCCCACUAUGAAAAGGUCUUCACACUGCAAUAUGCCCAGUCAGGAGGUGCGACAUCGAAGCUUUGUGGGCAACCCCCAGAUCAGCAUCACCGACACACAGGGUCAUGUGACAGAUGUGGACACCACCAGCGAUGAUGGGGGGCGUGACUCUGUUUCUCCCACCAGUCCUGCCACACAUCAUGGUGAUGUGCCAUUGAACAGACAUAGUGGGCUGCCGUGCACCGUGGCCUCCAUGGCAGCAGCUCCUGGGGGCAUCAGUUCCUAUCCGUACUCUUUCCUCCAGGGCUUUGGACUUAUCAACACAAACCUAGCCAGCAUCCCACCAUACAUUUCCAAUACAGACACAUUCUUGCAGUCAGCCUGCUUCAAAGCGCCACAGUCAAUCAGCAGUGGUUCCAUCGUCCGGCCUCAAUCUGUCACAAAGUCACAUUCCCACGCCACAUCGCCAACCCACCAAUCUGCUACCCACCGUGCCCAGCAAGGACGAUCACGCCGCUUCAAUGCUUUCCAGGAGACCCGUGAUGUGUUUCCCAGUUACUAUGCAGCAUUGGCCAGUGCUACUCCAAUUAUGGAUGUUGCGUCGCUGAGCUGCCCUGGCAGCGGUAAUGGGAGCAGCGCAGGUAUCGUGACAACCAUGUCCUUAGAAACUGCUGCACUGGCACAGGCUCAGCACUGUGUGUUUGCUUUCCCAUCGUUGCCCCCAACAACUUUGUCGUCCUCGUGCCCAAAUACCUCCCCAAACUCUUAUGGUUCACCUCUUCCUGGUACCUUCCCAUCCCCAUUAUCACCAUCAGAUCACCCCAUACCAUCUCCUCCUGUACCCGAUAACUCUCCGUCAUCAUCCAUGUCACCAUUAAAUGGGUGCUAUGCUGCUUCAUUCCUUAGACAGCCCAUCAUUGCGACCAGUCCAUCAGACUCUCAGUUGUUUAAUUCCAGAGCAUUGUCUCAUCGGGAUUCAGGUGAUCCCAUGGCAAGGGGACUAAACUGCUCAGACUCUCAUCUUUUUGAAAAGGCUUCUUCUACAGAUGGUGCUGUGGACUUUACAGGGGAUUCCCAUUCAUUCCAGAUGAGCAGUGCAGGGGUCGGAGAAGGCAGCAUGUCUCGACUUUUUGAACUGGAGCCAGCAGGAACGAGGACUGUCGAUGAUGUGCUGCGGGCUAUCAAAGAUGCACUCGACACUCGCUGCCCGGAAGUGGCAUACGAGUGUCUUGAAAAGCGAUUCAGGCUACAGCAGGCCGAUCUAGAGAUGGAGGUGGAAGUGUUUGAUGGCGAAGGGAAGAUGCCACAAGGUUUGCACGUGCGCAAGCUGUCAGGGGACUACACUCACUAUGCUGCUCUCUGCCACCACCUCUUGUCCUGUGUGAACAGCUGUGCCACCGCUUAGUGUGCAGUCUAGGUAACCAGUGCCUGAUAUCCCCUCUUCGCCGCUUUACGAUAUAUAUUUAUAUUACUUGUGGUAAGCGCUUAUGGAAUUUUGUGCCACGAAGAGGGGAAGGUGUGCUUGACAUUUUCCAGAAUGAGUUGUCAGAUGAUUUCAGGGUAGCAGCUGAAAUGAGAGGUGUCAAUUUUUGUGUUUGUGCGAAGAUUGUUUGUGCUUUUCUGCCGUUUUUAUGAGUUCUGGGCAUUCCCCAGGGAAAUUUUCCCUAACCUGUUGACUUGCUUGCCCUUUCAUGCAGACUGGUACUGUUGUUGGGUCUGCCGGAAUUCCUCUCAGAGGGGAAAAAAGAUAGUGUGUAUGUGUCUGUACAUGUGUGCACUCAUGCAUUUGCAUAUGUGCGCAUGCAUAUUUGUUGAUACAUGUGUUUGAACAUGAACAUUUGUGGUAUGUGGUUCAUGUUUUGGCAAGCACAAAAUUUGCCCACAGAGAUCUAUGUUUUGACUUGGGUGCCUGUUUCCAAUCUGAGUCAAGCAACAGAUGGAUUAUUUUUAAGCAGUAUGCUGCAUUUAGUGUAUGCUUUAAUUUAGCUGGAUUAUAUCCCAUGGAAGUGAUCAUAUUUGGUUACACCUUUGGGUAGAGGGCAAGGUACUCUGCAUAAUUGAUGCAUCUGCCUACUGUAGUAUGAUCAAAAAUCUAAAUAGAAGAGGAGUAGAAAUGCUAAAAGGCAUCAGGCAUAGCAGGUCAACAUUAAUGAUGUAUUAAUGAUACCAGAAAAUUACUGUUGAUCUUGAGCAUAGCACACCACAUUCUGCAUGCAUCCCUCCCCUUUAAUCACAGUUAAAACACCAUAGGUCACAGCAAGCAACAGACCAUUUUAAGUUGGCACUGCUGAGAAUAUGCACUUAGUGAUAGGAUAGGACGUAACAGUGAACAAAUGUAUAUCUGCAUUCACUCAUUAGUAUUCUCAUCCAGUCCUUCAUUUGGGCUCAGUAGUUAGAGACAGAGGGCAUGUAAGCUCUUGACUGAAGCUGCUAUACUCUCAUCACUCUUGUGGACAUCUCCACUAGAAGCUCUUGCAACUGCUUUCUAGGGAGAGUGUUUUGCAGCUACUUAAUCUGUAAAUCCUAACCCAAAGAUCUUUCAUAGAACCCCUGGUCAGUGUACAGGUUUGCCUGUUUUGCAGACAUCUCUCAUUAAUGAGGUGGAAUGCAUGCUGCUUUGUAUUAUUUACUAUUUGGCAUUCUUGAAAAUGAAUUUUUUUUUUUUUAAUAUAAAGGGCUGGAUGGGUUAGGGCUCGGAUACUUCUUUUUAACAAAAUAGGUGUUGGCUUUGGAAUGAUGAAAAGUCAAACACAAGCAUUUGAAAGAUUUGAAGUAGGUGUGAAACAAAUGUUAGUUGAUUCACUUUAUAUAAUUUAGUUUUAUCAAAUGUAAGAGAACAGUUUCUGUAGCCAAGUGUCUCUAGCCUUUUUAGAUGUUUUUUUUUUUCUGAGAGCUAUUUCUUGUCAUUUUACUUGAAAAGAAUACAAUAUUGCUCAGUCUGUAAGGUAAAUGUUUUUGUGAGUAAAAGAAUUGAGAGACAUAUGGAAUUAGCAUCGUUUGCUUUGUGCAAGCAAACAGUACAGCAAUAUGGUUGUGUUAACUGAUGAAUUCACUGGAAUGUUGCACUUAUUGUUCAGAUGUGAUAAAUGCUAAUGUUUCAUAUACUGUGUAUAUCACAAUUGCAAUACUUACCUGUUUUUCCAGGAGUUUAUUAAACUAGCAAUGGGAUUUUAAAAUCUGUACUUACCAGUCAUUAGAGCUUUGUUUUUCUAGUUCACUCUUUGAUGACGUUUUUCCACUUUAUCAUUUCUCUUUUUUUUUUUGUUUUUUUGUUUUGCCCACAUAAAUUCACACUCAUUUCUUCUUACAAUGCUGAGAUGCCCAAAUAUUUUACUUUGUGGAAAUUUUAAUAGGGAUAUUUCAUUACCUAAAAAUAAAUUUAGCAUCAAUUAAAUUAAAACAUAUCGAAUUAACAGAUGGCAUUAGUUUGCUAUUAGUCACUUAAUGGUAGUCUCUUGCAUACAUUCAAUUCUUUAUUCAUGGUAUUUAUUAAUAGUCUUCCACAAUUUCAGUCAUCACAUAUGACUGCUCACAAACUGUGUACUUCCAAACAUAGCUUAGCUGGCUGCAUUUACACUACAAAAGCAGAAAUACUAGUAAGUUUUCUAAUGGAAGUAAAAUUUGAUUCACAUGAAGCUGUGACAAUAUUGACAGAAAUCUGUGAAAGGUUUGCUAUCUUGAAAAGUUUUUUUUUUUCGGGGGGAAAGGGGAUGUAGGUAAUCGUGGUUCUUAGAAAUUUGAGAUUUGUUACAAAAGUCUAUUUGAAAAUGAUAUUUUAUUUAACUGUCUGUUUAAAUUUUAUCAGGAUUGUUUAUUCAUUUGCUUAAAACAAAACCAAAAUUUGGACCUUUAAAAAACUGCAGGCAUUUGCUGUCACUUAGAUUCACUGACAUGUUUAUUCAUCCACACAGAGGCCGACAAUGCAUCUUUGUUCUGAAAGAAAAUGCUAGUACAAAAUAUGCCCGCAGCUUGUUCACCAAAACUCUUGAUCAGGAAUUUGUACAUUUCUUGACUGCCAUAGUCCCCAAGCUCUUGUUAGUGUGUGUUUUGUUUAACCUUCUUCAACACUAGAGUUGCUUAAACGGAGUGAUAAUCUGCAUUGUGUUUUCAUGUUGUUUCUGUCUACUGUGUGUGUGUAUAUAUAUAAAAUAUAAUUUGCAUGUUAUUGAUAUUCUUCCUCUAGCCCUCUUCAAGGAAAAUAUUCAAGGCUGUUAUGAAUGAUGGCAUGAUUUUUAUGCUUGAACUUGACGCACAUCAGGAAACUUGUGUAUGUUGUUGGAAAAUGCUACUUAUAUACCUUAUCCUGCAAGUUCAGAUGUGUGUUGUAAUCUUCAGGAAAAAAAAAUGUGCAAGUCAUUGCUGUGGUCACUUUGUAUGAAAGUUUUGUUGUUGUUUUUGUUCUUGUUGGGUUUUUUCUCUCUCUCAAUCUGUGAUAUCCAGAUAUGAAAUUGUAUAAAGUUUAUUGAUUUGCUGUUGGUUGAAGCCAAGGAUGACAAGGCGCAAUCGAUCUUGAUUGGUACGAUCAGCCUUGACAGGUUGGGAUGUGUUAAUAUGUGUCGCCUGACUUGCUCAGCCGCACAUGGUUAAGCCAUCCUCCAUCUACCUGUAAUUUGGGCGCAUGCUUAAGUCCCUUAAGUAAUGACCCUUAAAGAUUUACUAUUUAUUUUUCUGUAUACACAUAAUCAAAAGAAGCAGUGGCUUAUUUUCUGGAAACAAGCUAUUUUGCUUACUACAUAUGGCUGUAUGUUAACCCUAAAAAAAAAUUUACUUGGUUGAUAUUGUACAUUGUAUAGUUCUUUCCACUAUUUUCUUGUAUGUGUUAGAUAAAUCUACAUGAUCGACUGCAUUGCAUUUCUGUCUGAAACAAAAUUAUUUGUGUUUCUUAAGUAAUGUUGCUGUUACUGCACUGAAUUUAUUUUGCCUCUUUUAUUUCUCAAGUGCAGAAGCUUGAGAGACUAUCAGUUCAACACAUAAACGAUGGCUUACUAAGCUCACAGGUAUACAGACCUCACUGAAGUUUCAGUCUUUGCACAAAUGUGAACAUUUUUUUUUUACACAGCGGGUAGCUUGAUGAAGCAUGAUUACAGCAAUAAAUAAUGUCUUGCUGCUGUAUCAGAUUUGAAAAAGUGUGGUAGAUAUGCCUAGCUUUAUUAUAUUUUGCAUUUGGAAAAAGAGACUGAAAUGUUACUAUUCACAGCACUGCCUUUCUGGAACUAGUGUAGGUUGUACAUGACUAGCUGAAGUGCAUCUGGUAAGUUUAACUGUUUGCUACUUGUUGUUUAAAGUUACUCCCUUGAGGUCAGUGAAGUAUUGAGUACUUUCACAGGUGUGGGCACAUAGGAAUGAAAAGCUGGUCAUCAAGUCUUGUAUACAAAUGUUUUUGAGCUUAGAGAACAGAAGGAGAAAACUGUUUUAAAUAAUGUCAUUGACCAUGACAUAUCUUUGGAAUAUAAUCUGAAAUUGAUUCUAGAUAUAUUGCAGAAACAGUUGAGGAGGAUAAUCAUUGAUAUAUUCAUCAGGAAUAGUGUAAAAUGUAAUAAUCUCUCUCAAUUUCUCUUCAUAUAGGUGUGUGCCCAGAAUGUAUGUGUAUCUUUGGUAAUAAAAGACAGUAGAAGUAAACAAGCAGAAAUUCACAGUUAACCGAAACUGGAAAGAUCCUUUGUGUAUGAAUUCUAUUCAUUUGUGGUAUGAUAAUGACCUGACUUAAAACAGCAUGACAGAUGUCUUUUAAGAAUUAUAAGAAGGAUUGAAAAGAAAUACACUCUGAAGAAUCUUUGGUAUCAUACAGAAUAUCAGAUGUACAAAUUUUCUGGGGCUGUAUUUCUUCUCUUGCCUGUAUCUCAUUAACACUUUUGCAAGUGGACUAUCUGAUAUAUGAAGUCUGCUUAACGUAUGUGGAAAUAAUAAUGCAUUGCUUUUGAUCCACUGUUCAAACGAAGAUAGUGUUUUCCCAUGCAUGGGUUAUUAAAAUAUGUCACUAAGAGAAGAGCAAAUUUUUGUACGGAAGCUGUCUCUGCAGAGUAACAUUGCUUCACUGCUGUCUUGAAUGGAGGCUGGACAGAUAUUUCUAGAAUGGGCUGACUUAUACUGUGGGAGAUGGAAAAGGUUAAACUGUGUUGUAAUUAAGCUAUACUUCAGUCACAUUUCACUGUGAUUGUUUUUUAAACUAUCGUUCUUUUGCAAUAAUAUUCUACUCUCUAGGAGAAAGGAAAAGAAACUGUUUGGGCCUUUUUAAAAGACAAAAAUAGCAUGUUGAGAUAAAAGAAAUCUAUGAAGUCUAUUGAACCAAGAUGGUGUGUGUGAGAGAGAGAGAGCUAGUAGGGAGAGAUGCACAGUUUAAAAUUUGUGAGUCUUCCUGUUGGACUUAAUUUUAUACUUUGAGAUUUUCUUCCACUGUCCUUCACUCCGCCUGCACUGAGCCUCUUGAACUGCAUGGUAUGCAUAGAGUUUGUUGUUCUUGUAUGCGCUGUUGUGUCCUGCCAUCCCAAGAAUCCAUGCUGGAGUUCGGUAUGUGUGCCUAUGCAUGUGUGUGCGUGCACAUGUAAAGUUCUGUUUCCUUCCUCUAAACAGCAAGCAGAUUAAGAAAGAAGUUUUUUUGCACGUGGAUAUGUAUUUGGCAUGAAUGACAUGAACUAACUUCCAAUACAGGGGUGCACUGGCCAGUGUAUGUGCUUAAAGUGAUUGUGCAGCUGUUGUCUUUAUAUUUUAAUGUUCUUGUUUCAUGCUCAUAUGUUUCCCUGGAACUCUUAGUCUUGUAGCAGAUGUGAUUUACUUUGCUUUUCAUAAACUUUGUCGGCUUAUGGAAAACAUUUGUAUGGUGGUUACAUUUACCUCUUUCAGAUCCCAGUGCUUUGGAACUUAAGGAAAACUGUUACUCUCUGUGUUUAUUUUCUGAUGAUGAUGGGACGUAAGGGGUAUUUCAACAAUAGGAAAGAAUGUUAACACCUAGAGGUUGGAAGGACUUUUGUGUUUUGUGUAUUAUCAGAUGUUUGUCAGAAAUAUUUGAAUCUGUGAACACUCUUUUAUGAUCAUGACUGUAACUUGUAAACAAAGGCCAGGAUACAAAAUUUUCACAUAUAACCAAGGUAAAGAUCAUGAGAGAAAAAAAAAAAUUCCAGGACAACAGAAUGCGGACCCUUAAUUUUAUGAUGAUGUUUACUCACUGUAGAGACUGAGCAACAGAGAGAAAUGAAAGAUGAAGAAAGAAGUGGCUGUUGACCUGAGAGAGAGAGAGAUAGUUAACUGGAGGUCAAAAAAAAGAAAGAAUUCCAAACUGUGUGGCUUUGCUUUUAUUAUUAUUCUUUUUCUCUCUGAUGCGAGUUUCUUGGAUUUGGCCAUUAUUUGACUUGACCUCUUGAAUUUUAGUCUUGUUUUAUGCUUUAUUUUACCUUCUGUCUUUGAUUGCACUUCUCUAGAUGACUGCUGUGUUCUGGAAGCCACUGAGCUGACCAGUAAACUUGUAUAUUUCUCUA
This is a messenger RNA of Pomacea canaliculata, 10690 nucleotides long. RefSeq names its product serine/threonine-protein kinase SIK3-like. The transcript has 16 exons. Gene Ontology annotation, biological process: microtubule cytoskeleton organization; protein phosphorylation; intracellular signal transduction. Gene Ontology annotation, molecular function: protein serine/threonine kinase activity; ATP binding; tau-protein kinase activity. NCBI's taxonomy places the organism in Eukaryota, Metazoa, Mollusca, Gastropoda, Architaenioglossa, Ampullariidae. The coding region runs from base 28 to 4623 and encodes 1531 amino acids. Gene Ontology annotation, cellular component: cytoplasm. The record is from RefSeq and is a predicted model, not a curated record.